Molecule: messenger RNA, 7900 nt
Organism: Propithecus coquereli (Coquerel's sifaka)
Lineage: Eukaryota; Metazoa; Chordata; Mammalia; Primates; Indriidae
Gene: GOLGA3
Product: golgin A3
Exons: 24
Coding region: 232-4749 (1505 amino acids)
Source: RefSeq, a predicted model, not a curated record
GCCGGAGCAGCUGCGCGGGGCGGCCGCCGCGGCUUCCACAGCGCUGGGGUAUCGUGAUAUUAGCUGGCUGGACUUCAAGCUGUCUGUGAAUCUUUAAAUCUUACCCUGAAAAUGAAAAACAUGGUGGGGUCCUUCCCAGGAGCUCUUGCUUGUUGCUGAUGGCAGAAACCAGGCUUGUCUGCAGCUCACUCGCAGCCCUUUGGUGUCGACUCAGCCCGCGUCACGCUGACCAUGGAUGGUGCGGCAGCCGAGCAGGAUGGCGCCUUGGAGGACACACCCGGCAGCGGCACUUCACCUCCCCCUCAGGUCCCCCUGAAGCCCCGGGGCUCGCCGGCACUGCCUGACGUGUGGGACAAGGCCCAGCGUGCCGGUGUCGAGGUACACAGAACUUCCAAGGAAGGAGAAAGCCCGCAUGGACCUGGCCAGGGAGGCCUCUGCCAGAACGGGCCAACACCGCAGCUCCCAGACCCACCACUGUCUCUCAAUCCCACCACAAGCCCGGUGGUUCCAGAUGCCUCUCCAGGUGUGGCUGGUUUCCAUGACAACCUAAGGAAGUCUCAGGGAACUAGUGCUGAGGGCAGUGUUAGAAAAGAAGCUUUGCAGUCUCUCAGCCUCAGUCUUCCUAUGCAAGAAACGCAACUGUGCUCCACGGAGUCUCCACUGCCCCUGGAGAAGGAGGAGCAGGUCCGACUUCAGGCUCAGAAGCAGCUGGAAGAGCAGCUCAAACAGUACAGAGUGAAGCGCCACCAGGAGAGGUCCAGUCAACCUGCAACAAAAACAAGACUUUUUAGCACACUUGAUCCUGAGCUCAUGUUAAACCCAGAACACUUACCAAGGGCCAGUACUGUGGCUAUGACAAAAGAAUAUUCCUUCCUGCGCACCAGUGUCCCUCGUGGGCCUAAGGUGGGCAGCUUAGGGCUGUUGGCACAUCCUAAGGAGAAAAAAAGUUCAAAGUCAAGCAAAAUUCGGUCUCUGGCUGAUUACAGAACUGAAGGUUCAGAUGCUGGGAGUUCUGGUGCAAACGCUCCGGCUGCCGACUCCACCAGGGGCGCCCUGAAGCAGAGUAGAAGCAGCGCGUCAGUUGUGUCCGAGAUCAGCCUGUCUCCUGAGACCGAGGACCGUCUGGAGAGCGCCUCGCUAACUGGAGACAGCGUGUCUGAGGCUGACGGAAAUGAGAGUGACAGUUCUUCACACAGCAGUCUCUCCACCCGCGGGACCUGUGGCAUUCUGGUGAACACAGCGGGCACACAGGAAACUGCCCGUGUGGUCGACGGCCAGGAGAUGGCUGCGGACGCUCUGGGCCAGUUCCCCUCGAUUAAGGACGUGCUCCUGGCCGCAGCAGCCGAGCACCAAGACCAAGGGCAGGAAGUGAACGGGGAGGUGCAGAGCCGGAGAAACAGCAUCUGCAGCAGUGUGUCCAUGGAAAGCUCCGUUGCUGAGACUCAGGAUGAAAUGUUGCAGGUUCUGAAAGAAAAAAUGAGACUUGAAGGACAGCUGGAAGCUUUAUCAUUAGAGGCUAGUCAGGCACUUAAAGAAAAGGCUGAGCUGCAGGCCCAGCUGGCCGCCCUGACCACCAGGCUGCAGGUGCAGGCGGAGCACAGCCGCAGCAGCCAGCAGCGGCAGGACUCCCUCAGCUUGGAGGUGGACACCUUGAAGCAGUCCUGCUGGGAUCUGGAGCAAGCCAUGACUGACCUGCAGAACAUGCUGGAAGCCAAAAAUGCCAGCCUGGCAUCCUCCAACAACGACCUGAAGGUAGCAGAGGAGCAGUACCAGAGGCUCGUGGCAAAAGUAGAAGACAUGCAAAGCGGCAUCCUCAGCAGGGACGACACAGUGCACGACCUUCGACAGCAGAUGACAGCCCUGCAGAGCCAGCUGCAGCAGGUGCAGCUGGAACGCACAACGCUGACCAGCAAGCUGAAGGCGUCACAGGCGGAAAUCUCGUCCCUGCAGAACGUCCGGCAAUGGUACCAGCAGCAGCUUGCCCUGGCGCAGGAGGCCCGUGUCAGGCUGCAGGAUGAGAUGGCCCACAUCCAGGUUGGACAGAUGACCCAGGCAGGCCUCCUGGAGCACCUGAAACUUGAGAAUGUGUCCCUGUCCCACCAGCUGACAGAAACACAGCACAGAUCCAUCAAGGAGAAGGAGCGUAUAGCCGUCCAGCUCCAGAGCAUCGAGGCUGACAUGCUGGAUCAGGAGGCGGCCUUUGUGCAGAUCCAGGAGGCGAAGACGAUGGUGGAGGAGGACCUCCAGAGGCGGCUGGAAGAGUUCGAAGACGAGAGGCAGCGGCUGCAGAGGGUGGCAGCCUCAGCGGCAUCCCUGGAGCAGCAGCUAGAGCAGGUUAAGUUGGCUUUGCACCAGCGAGACCAACAGCUGGAGGCUUUGCAGCAGGAGCACCUGGACCUGAUGAAGCAGCUCACCUCGACGCAGGAGACGCUGCAGGCCAGGGAGCAGUCCCUCGGCGACCUGCAGACACGCUACGAUGAGCUGCAGGCCAGGCUGGGGGAGCUGCAGGGGGAGGCGGCUUCCAGAGAGGACGCGAUCCGUUUCCUGCAGAACGAGAAGAUUGUCUUGGAGGUGGCUCUGCAAGCGGCCAAGAGUAGCAAGGAGGAAUUUGACAGAGGAGCAAAACACCUGGAAGAAGGUACCGAGGAAACGUCUGGAAUUCUAGAGCAGUUAAGAGAAGAACUGGCCAUCAAGUCCCGCCAGGUGGAGCACCUGCAGCAGGAGACCGCCACUCUGAAAAAGCAGACGCAGAAAGCAAAGGAACAGUUUGUUCAGCAGAAGGUGAUGGUCGAGGCCUACCGGCGGGAUGCCACCUCCCGGGACCGGCUGGUCAGCGAGCUGAAAGCCGCAAAGAAGGGGCUGGACGCAGAGGUGAAGGGGCUGAGGCAGGAGCUGAUGAAGCUGCACGGGGAGAAGAGGGCCACGGAGAUGGAGCACUCGCGCCUGCAGAAGGAGGUGUCCGAGGUCCACCGGCAGAUGGCGGAUCUUGAAGGGCAUCUCCAGUCCGUGCAGAAGGAGCGGGACGAGAUGGAGACGCAGUUGCAGUCUUUGCAGUUUGACAAGGGGCAGGUGGUCACCCUUACGGAGGCCAACGAGGCGCUCAAGAAACAAAUGGAAGAGCUGCAGCAAGAAGCCAGGAAGGCCAUCACAGAGCAGCAGCAGAAGAUGAAGCGACUGGGCUCGGACCUGACCAGCGCUGAGAAGGAGAUGAAGACCAAGCACAAGGCCUACGAGAACGCUGUGAGCAUCCUCAGCCGCCGCCUGCAGGAGGCCCUCGCUGCCAAGGAGGCUGCAGACGCAGAGCUGAACCAGCUCAGAGCCCAGAGCAGCACCAGUGGCGACGGCGACCUCGCUCUACAUGAAAGGAUCCGGGCCCUAGAGGUGGAGCUGCAGGCUGUCGGCCACAGCAAGGAGCUGCUGGAGAGCGAGCUGCAGCAGGUCAUCGCAACCACUGGCCAGGAGCUGGAGGAGUCCCGGGAGAAGGUGCUGGAGCUGGAGGAUGAGCUCCAGGAAUCCAGAGGCUUCAGGAGGAAGAUCAGGUGCCUGGAGGAGUCGAACAAGAAGUUGGCUCUCGAACUGGAGCACGAGAAGGGGAAGCUUAUGGGCCUCGGACAGUCCAACGCGGCUCUGCGGGAGCACAACAGCGUCCUAGAGCGAGCUCUGGCCAAGAGGGAGGCAGACCUGGUCCAGUUCAAUCUUCAGGUCCAGGCGGUUUUGCAGCGCAAAGAAAAGGAGGAUCGCCAGAUGAAGCAGCUUGUGCAGGUGCUGCAAGCCUCGCUGGAGAAAGAGAAGGGGAAAGUCAGCAGCCUCACGGAGCAGGUGGCUGCUGCCAGGGCAGAAGCUGGUCAUAGCCGCCGCCACUUCAAGGCGGCCACUUUGGAGCUGAGUGAGGUGAAGAAGGAGCUGCAGGCCAAGGAGCACCUGGUGCGGAAGCUGCAGGCCAAGGCCGACAGCCUCCAGUGUCAGGAGGGGAAACGUUCCCAGGAAGUGGCACAGUUCCAAGUGGAGCUGGCCGAGGCCCGGACGCAGCUCCAGCUCCUGCAGAAGCAGCUGGACGAGCAGCUGAGCAAACAACCCAUGGGAAACCAAGAGGUGGAAAAUCUCAGAUGGGAGGUGGAUCAGAAGGAGCGAGAGAUCCAGUCGUUGAAGCAGCAGCUGGACUUGACGGGGCAGCAGGGUCGGAAGGAGCUGGAGGGAAGGCAGCAGAUGCUGCAGAACAUCAAGUCUGAGCUGGAGGUGGUGCAGGAAGAUCUGUCCAGGACCCAGAAGGACAAAUUCAUCCUUCAAGCCAAAGUGUCGGAACUGAAGAACAACAUGAAGACCCUGCUGCAGCUAAACCAGCAGCUCAAGCUGGACCUCCGCCGGGGCGCGGCCAAGACGAGAAAGGAGCUGAGAGGUGAGGCCAGCCCUUCCAGCCCUGCCACCCCCAUCAAGGUCCCCGACUGCCCCGUCCCAGCCUCGCUGCUGGAGGAGCUGCUGCGGCCCCCACCUGCCGUGAGCAAGGAGCCCCUCAAGAACCUCAACAGCUGUCUCCAGCAGCUCAAGCAGGAGAUGGACAGCCUGCAGCGCCAGGUGGAGGAGCACACCUUCACCGUGCACGAGUCCCUGUCCUCCUGGACCCAGGCGGAGGCCCGCCACUCGGACCCAGCCACCGCGGGCCCUGCCCUCCUGGGCGACCACGCCAACCCCCGGGGCGACACGCAGAAACACAGUCAGAACAGGGCUUCCAAAGAAGGACCGGGACAGUGACUGCCACAGCUCCACCGCCAGGUGUUUGUAACUGUGGAAAGGAAUCCUCUUCUAUCCAUGUUAUUUAUUUGAUUGUGUGCUCUGUGUUUUUCUAAGAAAUGAAAUUUACGUUCUGCUUUUGCCUUUAACAAGGAGUAAAACGACAGAAGGAGAGCCAAGGACUGGAGAAACAGUCAUUUGAAUGUCACAGUUAGCUUUCCCGCGAGAUGAGCACAUCUUAGACACCUCGUUCAGAGCUCAGUGCGGAGGUCUUGGUUGUGUUUGAGGGUUCUUUGCGGCAGAGGCAUCUAAGUGAGAGCAGCCAGUUCUGGUAGAAGCUGCAGGACGAGGUCUGCGGCAGCAGCACCUGCACAGGUGGGCGGCCCGUGGGGUGCGGCAUUCACGUCCCUGCUCCACACAGCAGAGCUUCACUUUCCUGCAGAAACAAAAUUUUAGUUGCACCUUUGGCUUUUUAUUUUGUUAAUUUUUUCAAUAGCUAUCCCACCACAGGAUAUGCAUAUAAAUGCCGAAAAUCAUAAUCUAAUCUUUAGGAAGUAUGUGCUCACACGAUUGUCUUUCUAUUGAUUGCCUUUUGAAAAUUUGCUGUCUGGAAAUAAUGUACAUGUAGGAGUUAGGGAUUUCAGUCAGAAAAUUUUAUUUUAAGAAAUAUAAUUAUUUACGUUCUGAAACCAAAUAUUCUUACACAGAAAGGGUCCUUUGUUUAGUUUUACUUUAUUUCUGAGGGUCUUUCCUUCCAGCCUGGUCUCUCCCUGUCAGACCACUGGGCAGGAGCCGAUCAACCCUUGGUCAGACCUGACGUCCGCCAGGAGGCUCAGGACGCCGAGGCUGCCUCACGCUGGCCCGAUGCUUGGGGGGCGCAGGGAGAGCCAGAGUGGGGGGAGGAAGGCAGACGAGGGCAAGAGAGGCUGGGGCUUCCCGCAGAGGCUCCUGAGGUUCCAUCUGAGCCUGAACGCUUUAUAGACAAGGGACAGUCACAAGCCUUUCUCCAGGGCUCACACUUCUCUGCCCCGAGGGAGAACUCUUCCUCAGGGCCUGCAAGAAGCCUCUGUUGGUGUAGUCAUCAAGAGAAACCCCAGAUCCUCUGCGGUCACACUGGUGUCACUCGAGCACAGGCCGGCACCAUGAGGAAGGCGGCUGUGCUCUCCUGAGGUGCCUCAGACACAGGCGCCUUAUUUAAAAUCGGCACUAAGUGUGUGAGGUUCACAUUUCUCACCUAAAAUACUGAAACAGUGCAGGCGCUGAUUCACCAGGAGAGUUGAGGGUUGUAAGUUUCUCCCUUAGUUUGCUAAGAAAAUCUAAAAUAAUAUUUAUUGGCAUGGGUUGGAAGAGACAGAGACUGGGUCCACGUGGCCCUUCUCUGGGUGUUAUUGGUCGGUCCAGGUGUGCUCGUGUCCACGUGUUACGUGUCUGUUCUGCGGAGCAGCAGUUUGUGUUCUCUUGUGAGAUACUGUUAGAAAGUUAACUGACAAGGUUGAGGUGGCAUUAACCACAAAGAUGUUUAGGGUUUACAAAAUAUUCCCUAGCAAGUAUUUGAACUUCUAAAAUACAUGUAUCAUUUGUACAGGGUUAAUUUUGAAAUAAUACUUGAAAACUUCACUAUAAAUAUAUUUUGCUUUUUAAGUUGGAAAUCAUUUUUGACUAAAUUGUCUUCGUACCAUUAGAAAGAAAAUGGUGGCUUACGUUCUUAUUUAUUUUGGCUGCCUUACCCUUUGUUUUAAUUUUAAAACCAAGAAAUAACACUCAGACCCGUUCUAUGGCAGAGCUGCUUUCUCCUUGCGUGUAGACGGUCUUCAGGUGAGUGGUGUUCGUGGUGUGGUUUUCUUCUCUUGGGAUGAACUGAUUCUGAGUGUGUUCAUCCAGUGAGAGCAGAUCUCCGUUCCUCACGCCUUCCCCCUUUGUCUGGUUGUCCUGCGUGUGUGCUUGUGCGUGUACAUGUGCACGUGUGCACGAGAGCCUGUGCACACCCGCAGAGUCAGCACCUCUCGGUGUUCUGUGUCGCCCUGCGCCAGCUGUCGCUGGGACCCUCUUCUGGUCCAGCAGGGCCUGGCCUGUCUCUCUUCCCACCCGCGGGGCGAGGCCCGUGUUUGCUCCUUGUGUUUUCACGCACAGCCUCUGGCUCUGGGCGCGAGGCCUCCUGUGUUCACGCUGACACUGCCUUUGGGCUUCCUCGGGAAGUCACCUUAACGAGGAAGUCGGAUUUCUAAAUUGCCUGCUUUUUUGUCUCCAAGGGACUCUCCUGGCUCUUCUGCCUCCCAGAGCCAGAUUCUUCAGUGAAUGGAGUUAGGAUUGUUGUUGUUCUUGUGGGCAGGAAUGGGGCUUUUGAGUUACACUCGUGGAAGACAGCAUCGAGUCCGGAGUGCUACUUGAUAGAACAGGAUCACCGCCGCACUGCGCCUGUGCGUGUUGCUCAGCCUCACGCUGUACACCGUGUCCUACUGCAGGGAAUGUUGGCUUGGGCACUUUGUGAUGUCAUUACCUGUUUUUCUUAUGCUCCAGAAAACUUACUGCAGUGUGGUUUUCGUUGAUUUUUUUUUCCAUGGUGCAUGUCAGACAGAUGCCACGGAUCUUACCGAUUUAUGUGCCUUGGUGCUUGGAGUAUGUACGAGGCAGUGUUUGGGUAGGACGUGAGUCUGACUGUCCCAGGCCUGGCUCCUGGGACGGUGCCCUCGAGGAUGGCCUGCGGAGCACUGCAGGACGCCUACAUUAAACUCACCCUCCGUCUGAAACUUACUUUUCUUGGUACAGGACCCCGCAAAAGCCGUGGGCCUGCAGACCACCAUGAUGUAUGUUCCGACUUCCAUGAGUAUUUUUUUUAACAGAAACUCAGUGUCACCUGUAAAGAUUCUAGGAGUGAAAGGGACCAGCAUACACUUCACGUUCCAGGAGUGGAAGUACUUGCCCCGGAGCCUUCCUCUUGACAGGCUUAUUGACUCAGAGUUCGAGGAGAAUCUCGUUAUAUGGUGGUCUCAGGUUAUAACAGGGUCCCUGAGGGGGAUGUUGUAGGGGGUCUAGAAAAUUCAGUGGUUAUUCAUUCCUAUUAAAAAUUUCCUCACAAAAGAAUCCUCAAGCUGUGGCUGUUCAGAGGAAAGGUGUCACCAGGUAUAACAAAUUGUAACUUUAAAAAGCAUGUUGAUUUUUUAUAAAUUUAAGU